CAUCGUGUUAUCUCGCCGAAUCUCGUCUACAUUGUGCGUCGUUCAGCCCUCACGAGCUAGCAGGAAAUUCGGGGUCUUCCCGUUUUGCGUUUGUGGCAGUUUACCUGACCCACUUACACGCAGUCAUUUAACGUCGGUAGAGUACGACCGAGGGGUGAAGCAUGGCGCGUGGGCAGCAGAAAAUUCAGUCUCAGCAGAAGGCGCAGAAAAAAGCUGAUCAAUUGCGCAAGCAACAGAACCACGACCAGAAGGCGGCAGCCGCCAAGGCCUUGGUUCAUACUUGCAGUGUGUGCAAGGCUCAAAUGCCCGAUCCAAAGACCUACAAGCAGCACUUUGAGAACAAGCAUCCUAAGAUGGAGCUUCCCGAGGAACUGGUGGCAAUCUGAAGCCAGGUUUUUAUAUUUUGUACAGCUCGACAUCACUACAUUGGGAUACAUGAAACAUUAAUAAAAGUUCCUUUGCAAUGCAAA
This is a messenger RNA of Ornithodoros turicata, 470 nucleotides long. RefSeq names its product zinc finger protein 706-like. Bases 162 to 386 code for a protein of 74 amino acids. The record is from RefSeq and is a predicted model, not a curated record. NCBI's taxonomy places the organism in Eukaryota, Metazoa, Arthropoda, Arachnida, Ixodida, Argasidae. The transcript is spliced from 3 exons.